Molecule: messenger RNA, 237 nt
Organism: Symbiodinium necroappetens
Lineage: Eukaryota; Dinophyceae; Suessiales; Symbiodiniaceae
Source: the annotation of a GenBank genome assembly
GAGAAGUGCUUGCGCAUGUCCGAGACAACAUCUCCAACUGUCCCUAUGCCGUCGCGGCUUCGAUUCUUGAUGAAAGCGGGGAGUACGGCGAGUUUCAAAUGAUUUCAAGUGGCUUCGAAGAGGAGUUCGGCUACAACAAGCAGGAGCUUUGCGGGAAGCCGGUUCUCCGCCUCUUGGCGGAAGACCCUUUGGCAGAAUUUGCGCUUGACUGCCAUUUCAACCGUGUUGCGCAGGAAG